AUGGGGACUUGGAAGAGGGCUAACGCCCUGUCUAUUUCGUCCGACUCUGAUUCGGACUCAGUGGAGGUUUCUGACACAUCCGAUUUGAUCGACCCUGUUUACUGCGACGACUCAUCUCCUGAACGCAGUGUGACUGUGGCGCCAGCUAUCGAAGCUGAGCGGGAGGUGGAUGACUCCACUAUUUUAGGCCCUCAAGGGAAACCCCUUUUAGACCCAUAUGCCCAGCAUAACCCUUGUUCAGCUGAAUGGUACCCCACUGACCAUGUGGCUAAAUACAUUUCAACUAGAGUUAGAAAACCCCUAGAUAAGGCCAUGAGAAAUAAAUUUAGAGCGGAGUGCCCACAUCCUGACAUG
This is a messenger RNA of Pelobates cultripes (western spadefoot toad), 354 nucleotides long. NCBI's taxonomy places the organism in Eukaryota, Metazoa, Chordata, Amphibia, Anura, Pelobatidae. The record is from the annotation of a GenBank genome assembly.